This is a messenger RNA of Neogale vison (American mink), 572 nucleotides long. RefSeq names its product small EDRK-rich factor 2 (gene SERF2). Lineage: Eukaryota; Metazoa; Chordata; Mammalia; Carnivora; Mustelidae. The record is from RefSeq and is a predicted model, not a curated record. The coding region runs from base 96 to 497 and encodes 133 amino acids. The transcript is spliced from 3 exons.
ACGACUUCGUUACGCUUGGAGAAGGGGGCGGGGCCUGCAACGUCGGACAGAACGAGGGGACGCAACGGAGGCAGGCCGGAGCCGCUGCCGUCGCCAUGACCCGCGGUAACCAGCGCGAGCUCGCCCGCCAGAAGAAUAUGAAAAAGCAGAGCGACUCGGUUAAGGGAAAGCGCCGAGAUGACGGGCUUUCUGCUGCCGCCCGCAAGCAGAGUGCCCCAUCAUCUCUACCCCCAGGGACUCGGAGAUCAUGCAGCAGAAGCAGAAAAAGGCAAACGAGAAGAAGGAGGAACCCAAGUAGCUUUGUGGCUUCGUGUCCAACCCUCUUGCCCUUCGCCUGUGUGCCUGGAGCCAGUCCCACCACGCUCGCGUUUUCUCCUGUAGUGCUCACAGGUCCCAGCACCGAUGGCAUUCCCUUUGCCCUGAGUCUGCAGCGGGUCCCUUUUGUGCUUCCUUCCCCUCAGGUAGCCUCUCUCCCCCUGGGCCACGCCUGGGGGUGAGGGGGUUACCCCUUCCCAGUGUUUUUUAUUCCUGUGGGGCUCACCCCAAAGUAUUAAAAGUAGCUUUGUAAUUUC